AUGCCUCGAAAGCUAGUAACAGUCCGCCACGUCUCAGCUAUAACAGCCAUCCCGCAGGCAGACCGUAUUGCAGCUGCCACUGUGGACGGUUGGACGUGCUUCGUUCCCAUCAACGUCUUUAAAGAUGGGGAUCUCGCUUCUACCGGCCACGGACCCGCGAUUUGCUCCUUGGUGCCGAAUAUCAUCGGGCCGGGCGGCCCCACUUCCGCGCCGGAUAUCCGGGUUCAGACUAUUCAGAUUCGGGGGGUUGCUAAAUUGGAAGAUAUUCCAUUAGACAAGCUACGGGACAUCUCGUUUGAGGACAUUCUCAACGUAAGGAAAUUCGAGAAGCCCGGCAUGCCACUUCAACAGACUUUGACAUCAGACACACCUUUGCCUGAAUAUUUUGACUUUAUACCACGAACAAACCAGGAGCGCGUGCAGAACCUCGCAGAUGUUUUCAGUGAGCACGGUACUGAGAUAUUUGAGGAGUCGACCAAGAUGGACGGCUCAUCCAUGACAGUCUUUUACCUCAACGACGCCAACCCUCUCAUCAGCACAGUCCCUAGCGAGACGAUACAUAACGGCGUGGCAGUUUGCUCGCGGAAUCGUAUUCUAGUAAAGAAUCAUCCCCGAAGCCCGCCUCUCUUUUACGCCACCGCACGAGCACUCAACCUCCAUGAGAUAUUACCCAAGAUUGGGCGUAACAUAGCUCUACAGGGUGAACUUUGCGGGUCGAGCAUAGACUAA
Fusarium verticillioides 7600 is the source of this 729-nucleotide messenger RNA. RefSeq lists its product as hypothetical. The record is from RefSeq and is a predicted model, not a curated record. Lineage: Eukaryota; Fungi; Ascomycota; Sordariomycetes; Hypocreales; Nectriaceae. The transcript has 2 exons. Bases 1 to 729 code for a protein of 242 amino acids.